CCUCCUUCCAAUCUCUGCUUCUCCCGGGUACCCCUCCGCCCUCCGUGGGGCCCGGGCUCUGCCCCUCCCCCCAGACCCUGCACCCUCUGCGGAUUGGUCCUCGGCCUGCUGGGGGGCGGGGCCAGAGGGCCCUGACGUCACUGGCCGAGGGGGGCGGGCGGCUGAAGGAGGGGGUGACGGGGCCCCGGCUCAGCACCUCGGAGAGCUCCCUCCCCGGCCUUGUUUUGCUCUGGCAUCGCCGCCAGGGGAGGGAGCGAGGGGGCCGGGCACCGGGCGCAAAGGCAGGGGGAUGGCCAUGGAAGGGUUGAGGGGCCCCGUCGGACAGAGGGCCCAGCCGUGAUCCAGCGACGGGUUUGGGGCUCCGGGAGGGGUGGGGGGCAGCGGGCGGCGGCAGCAGUGGCCGCACAUCUGGAUGGAAGCGAGCUUUGUCCAGACCACCAUGGCUCUGGGGCUGUCCUCCAAGAAAGCGUCCUCUCGCAACGUGGCUGUGGAGCGUAAGAACCUGAUCACCGUGUGCAGGUUCUCUGUGAAAACGCUGCUGGAGAAGUACACAGCGGAGCCCAUCGAUGACUCAUCGGAGGAGUUUGUCAAUUUUGCAGCCAUUUUAGAGCAGAUCCUCAGCCACCGCUUCAAAGGUCCAGUGAGCUGGUUCAGCUCAGACGGGCAGCGGGGCUUCUGGGACUAUAUCCGGCUGGCCUGCAGCAAAGUGCCCAACAACUGUGUGAGCAGCAUCGAGAACAUGGAGAACAUCAGCACAGCCCGGGCCAAGGGCCGGGCAUGGAUCCGGGUGGCACUGAUGGAGAAGCGCAUGUCAGAAUACAUCACCACGGCUCUGCGUGACACCCGGACCACCAGACGGUUCUAUGACUCUGGAGCCAUCAUGCUGCGGGAUGAAGCCACCAUCCUCACCGGAAUGCUGAUCGGACUGAGCGCCAUCGACUUCAGCUUCUGUCUAAAGGGGGAAGUCCUGGACGGGAAGACCCCCGUGGUCAUCGAUUACACGCCCUACCUAAAGUUCACGCAGAGCUACGACUACCUGACGGACGAGGAGGAGCGGCACAGCGCCGAGAGCAGCACGAGCGAGGACAACUCGCCCGAGCACCCGUACCUGCCGCUCGUCACCGACGAGGACAGCUGGUACAGCAAGUGGCACAAGAUGGAGCAGAAGUUCCGCAUCGUCUACGCGCAGAAGGGCUACCUGGAGGAGCUGGUGCGUCUGCGCGAGUCGCAGCUGAAGGACCUGGAGGCGGAGAACCGGCGGCUUCAGCUGCAGCUGGAGGAGGCGGCGGCGCAGAACCAGCGCGAGAAACGGGAGCUGGAAGGCGUGAUCCUGGAGCUGCAGGAGCAGCUGACAGGUCUGAUCCCCAGUGACCACGCCCCUCUGGCCCAGGGUUCCAAGGAGCUCACUACACCCCUGGUCAAUCAAUGGCCCUCACUGGGAACGCUUAAUGGGGCCGAGGGCGCCAGCAACUCCAAGCUCUACCGGAGACACAGCUUCAUGAGCACGGAGCCGCUGUCAGCUGAAGCCAGUCUGAGCUCGGACUCCCAGCGCCUGGGAGAGGGCACGCGGGACGAGGAGCCCUGGGGUCCCAUCGGGAAGGACCCCACGCCCUCCAUGCUGGGCCUCUGCGGCUCCCUGGCCUCCAUUCCCAGCUGCAAGUCCCUGGCGAGCUUCAAAUCCAACGAGUGCCUGGUGAGCGACAGUCCCGAGGGCAGCCCAGCACUGAGCCCCAGCUGAGGAACAGCAUGGGCAGUGCCAGCCCCACCUGCCAGGGGCCAUGGACACCUGCCACCUUUCUUCAACAAGAGUCCCCCAAUCCAGGCUACCCUUCCAGAGAACGCUACCCACCCAGCCAGGGUUCUCUCGGGGAAGAUCUCGUCUGCUCACCUUAGCUUUCUGCCUUGGCAGCACGGGCUGCGGAAGAAAGCACGCUGGGCCAGGAGGCAGGGGUGCCCAAGCCACAGGGAGCCCCUGGGGAAGCCUGCUCCAUUCUUCUGGUGACCUUGGCGCUCCUUCACUCAUCUCCCCUGCCCCCUCAGGACCUGGUGGCCCAGCUUCCACACCCCCACCUCCCAGUCUCUAGCCUCUCCAUCUGUCUGUGUAUGGCCUGGAGUCACUCCUUCCUCAGCCCCCAGGGCAAGAGAGCUCUGUGGGGGAUCAGGCAAAUAAAAACCAGAGGACUGA
Molecule: messenger RNA, 2185 nt
Organism: Pan troglodytes (chimpanzee)
Lineage: Eukaryota; Metazoa; Chordata; Mammalia; Primates; Hominidae
Gene: RUNDC3A
Product: RUN domain containing 3A
Exons: 11
Coding region: 413-1738 (441 amino acids)
Source: RefSeq, a predicted model, not a curated record